AUGGCAGUUUGGGAGCGCCAGCGCAGCAGCAGUCCCAUCUACUCACUUCUCCUCGAGUCAAUAGAAAUAUACCAUGCUGAACAUGGAAUUAUUCACGCCACAUUACCGAUACGAGCGCUUCAUGUCAACUCCAAGGGCACUCUGCACGGCACAUUGUCUGCAUGUGUUGUAGACUGGGCCGCUGGAAUGGCGAUCGCAUCAACAGGACACCAAGUUACUGGCGUUAGUACGGACCUAUCGGUCAGCUAUCUUUCUACAGCGAAACUGGGCGACACAUUGGAAAUUCAGGGGAAGAUUGGGAAGAUCGGGAAAACCCUGGCAUUCACCACAAUCACUAUCGGCAAGCGAGUUGAAGAAGGCAUAGUGAACGUUGUGCAAGGUUCACAUACUAAGUACAUAAGACAAUAA
Penicillium manginii is the source of this 408-nucleotide messenger RNA. Its product is annotated as PaaI family thioesterase. Lineage: Eukaryota; Fungi; Ascomycota; Eurotiomycetes; Eurotiales; Aspergillaceae. Gene Ontology annotation, molecular function: fatty acyl-CoA hydrolase activity. The coding region runs from base 1 to 408 and encodes 135 amino acids. The transcript has a single exon. The record is from RefSeq and is a predicted model, not a curated record.